AUGCUCAGCCUAGGCAGGACAGCCGUCGCUCGGAGCGGCGUGCGCACGUUUGCCAGUACCUCCCGAGCCUCGUCGUCCCUGUACGAACAGACGAUUGCCAACAUCCGCAUCCACAAGGACACAAAGGUGCUCUGCCAAGGCUUCACGGGCAAGACGGCGACGUUCCACUGCAAGGAGGCGCUCGACUAUGGCACCAAGCUCAUCGGAGGUGUAUCGCCCAAGAAAGCAGGCCAGGAGCAUCUCGGUCUGCCCGUAUGGGGCAGCGUCAAGGAUGCCGUCAGAGAAGGCAAGCCGGACGCAACAGUACUCUACGUUCCGCCUCCGUUCGCAGCGGACGCGGUCAUCGACGCCAUCGAAAAUGAGAUCCCUCUCAUUGUCACCAUCACCGAGGGCAUCCCACAGCAAGACGAAGUUCGAAUUGCUCAAGUCCUCCGUAGCCAGACAAAGUCCCGCAUGAUCGGUCCCAACUGUCCCGGUAUCAUGGCGCCUGCUUCCGGCGGAGGCUGCAAGAUUGGCAUCAUGCCUGCCAAUAUCUUCAGCCCGGGCUGUAUCGGCGUCGUCUCGCGGUCGGGCACGCUCACCUACGAAGCUGUUGACCAGACAACAAAGGUGGGACUCGGCCAGACACUCUGCGUUGGCAUCGGAGGCGAUCCUUUCCCAGGCACCCAGCACAUCGACGUUUUGAAGGCCUUUAUGGAAGAUGAGAAUACAAAGGGUAUUGUGCUCAUCGGCGAGAUUGGGGGUACGAUGGAAGAGGAGGCGGCUGCUUACCUCGAAGAAUUCAACAAGUCCCGAAGCGUACCCAAGCCCGUCGUCGCCUUCAUUGCUGGCAGGACGGCGCCGCCCGGUCGAAGAAUGGGCCAUGCUGGUGCGAUCAUCAGCGGUGGCAAAGGCGGUGCAGACGACAAAGUAAAGGCGCUCGAGGCUGCAGGCGCCUUUGUCUCGGACAGUCCUGCCAAGCUGGGAAGCAUCAUGCUCAAAGCCAUGAAGGAUGCAGGACUGGCAUAG
Molecule: messenger RNA, 1008 nt
Organism: Mixia osmundae IAM 14324
Lineage: Eukaryota; Fungi; Basidiomycota; Mixiomycetes; Mixiales; Mixiaceae
Exons: 7
Coding region: 1-1008 (335 amino acids)
Biological process (GO): tricarboxylic acid cycle
Cellular component (GO): mitochondrion; succinate-CoA ligase complex (ADP-forming)
Molecular function (GO): succinate-CoA ligase (ADP-forming) activity; succinate-CoA ligase (GDP-forming) activity
Source: RefSeq, a predicted model, not a curated record